AUGGCCGAUAAUUAUCUUCAUCAAUCAACUGACGCAAUAACAUAUUUAACAGUCUAUAUGUAUCGAUCAAAUAUGGAUUCGAUCCCGAAUUAUCCCCUACCAACUGGUUAUUCUUUACAACUAUAUAAAGACGAUGUCAAUGACAAGCAACAAUGGGCUGAUAUAACCAUGGCUGCAGGAGAAUUCAGAUCACUCGAGGAAGGUCUCCACAAGUUUGAAGAAUACUUUUCAAAGACAAAAGAUAAAAUACCACUGACUCAACGAGUCCAUUUUCUAGUAAAUAGCGAUGGAAAAUAUAUAGGAACAGCGACUGCCGGAAUCGAUGAGGCUCACGUAGAAGACUAUGGAAGUCUUGAUUGGAUAUCAAUACUACCAGAGUAUCAAGGAAAAAAACUCGCAAAACCUAUGGUUUGUGCAGUACUUCACAAAGUAGCUAAGUAUUCCAACAAGUGCUAUCUAUCUUCGCAAACAACAAGCUGGAGAGCAAUAAAUAUGUACGCCGAUUUAGGAUUUCUACCUUUUAUUAAAACGGAUGGUUGUAAAAAGGCUUGGCAACUACUUAACAAAUUAUGCCGACGAAAGUUCAUUGAUGAAACUGAGUAA
This is a messenger RNA of Rotaria socialis, 603 nucleotides long. Lineage: Eukaryota; Metazoa; Rotifera; Eurotatoria; Philodinida; Philodinidae. The record is from the annotation of a GenBank genome assembly.